Eruca vesicaria subsp. sativa (arugula) is the source of this 1636-nucleotide messenger RNA. The record is from the annotation of a GenBank genome assembly. NCBI's taxonomy places the organism in Eukaryota, Viridiplantae, Streptophyta, Magnoliopsida, Brassicales, Brassicaceae.
CCACUCGAUUGCUUUGCUUCCUUUCGCUUUCUAUCAAGAGACUUCCUUAUUUUCCUGUUUCUUCGUUUUUUUUUUCUCGGAAACCAAGAAAACACUUUCGAGCCCUAAGGGAAAAAAAAAGUAAAAUCAAAGAUAACCCGAGAGAAAAUGCAGAGAUUGAAGCAGCAGCAAGAGCAUCAACAAGCGAUGAUGCAACAAGCUCUUAUGCAGCAACAGUCUCUCUACCAUCCUGGUCUCCUCAACGCUCCUCAGAUAGAACCAAUCCCAAGUGGAAAUCUUCCCCCUGGUUUUGAUCCAACUUCUUGCCGCAGUGUGUAUGUUGGAAACGUCCAUAUUCAGGUGACUGAACCUCUGCUUCAAGAGGUUUUUGCUAGCACUGGUCCUGUGGAAAGUUGUAAGCUUAUUAGGAAGGAACAGUCUUCCUAUGGUUUUGUCCACUACUUUGACCGACGAUCUGCUGGUCUAGCAAUCCUUUCUCUCAAUGGAAGGCAUUUGUUUGGACAACCUAUCAAAGUUAACUGGGCUUAUGCUAAUGGCCAGAGGGAGGAUACAUCAGCUCACUUUAAUAUAUUUGUUGGGGAUCUGAGUCCGGAGGUUACAGAUGCAAUGCUGUUUAAUUGCUUUUCUGUUUACCCAAGUUGCUCGGAUGCAAGGGUUAUGUGGGAUCAGAAAACUGGGCGUUCAAGAGGAUUUGGUUUUGUUUCUUUCCGAAACCAACAGGAUGCUCAAACUGCAAUAGAUGAGGCAGGCGGGAAAUGGCUUGGUACCAGGCAGAUUCGCUGCAACUGGGCAACAAAAGGAGCCACUUCUGGUGAGGACAAGCUUAGCUCUGAUUCCAAAAGUGUUGUGGAACUAGCCAGUGGUGUCUCCGAGGAUGGCAAAGAUACAAGUAACAGUGAUGCUCCAGAGAACAAUGCUCAGUACACAACUGUUUACGUUGGAAAUCUUGGUCCAGAGGUUUCUCAGGUUGAUCUUCACCGCCACUUCUAUUCUCUCGGUGCUGGAGUUAUUGAGGAGAUUCGUAUUCAAAGAGACAAAGGUUUUGGAUUUGUAAGAUACUCUACUCAUGUAGAGGCAGCCCUUGCUAUCCAGCUGGGAAAUCAACAUUCCUACCUCGGUGGCAGGCAGAUGAAGUGUUCUUGGGGAAGCAAGCCAACUCCACCAGGAACAGCAUCAAACCCGCUUCCUCCACCAGGUCCCGCACCAAUCCCAGGCUUCUCAGCCAGUGACCUCUUGGCUUACGAGAGGCAACUAGCCAUGAGCAAGAUGGCAAGUAUGAAUCCUAUGAUGCAUCAUCACCCACAGGGACAACACGGUCUCAAGCAAGCUGCGAUGGGAGCCGCUGGUUCAAACCAGGCCAUCUAUGACGGUGGUUUCCAGAAUGCGCAGCAGCUCAUGUAUUACCAGUGAAGUUCUCUUCCUUGAAACUGUGAUUUGAGUGAAGAGUUUUUUCUUCUUUUUUUUUCCCUAUCUUUAUGUAAUGUCUUUAUUAUCUCAUUUUCUUUUCUUUUUUUGGACAAAUAUCUCAUUUUCUGUUCUUUUAAGUUUCUUGUUAUAAUGUUAUCGUUUACUUUGGUUUAUGGGUUGUUUCAGACACUGUGUUGUUAUAUAAUCGAAAACCUAUCAGUUCUUAAUG